Messenger RNA from Trichogramma pretiosum, 3298 nucleotides. RefSeq names its product putative leucine-rich repeat-containing protein DDB_G0290503 (gene Cnb). Gene Ontology annotation, cellular component: centriole; centrosome. Gene Ontology annotation, biological process: centrosome separation; centriole replication; mitotic cytokinetic process. The record is from RefSeq and is a predicted model, not a curated record. The transcript is spliced from 8 exons. Lineage: Eukaryota; Metazoa; Arthropoda; Insecta; Hymenoptera; Trichogrammatidae. Bases 661 to 3138 code for a protein of 825 amino acids.
UGCGACGGUUGCUGUGUUGUUGUUGUUGUUGUUGUCGCUGCUCUGCCCGCGGGGGUGUCGAACGCAAAUUGACAAACUUGCCUUUGUUGCGAAGGUAAACUCUACUUGUUUAUCAAGAGUGACGCGUAUCAGUGCGAGCCGUUGCGAGCAGGAUCGCGCGAUUUUACAAAAAAAAUAACCUGGAAAAAGCAGGACACAAGCUUACUGCUGUGCCGCGUGUGCAAUCAUUAUAAUUUUUUUGAGAUGAUCCCGCGGUCAUGAUACGUAUCAAAGUGCUUUAGCGCGCGUAAUAAGUGGACGAAUCGCCCAGUGCAGCAGCAGCAGCAGUGUCAGAGCGUCUCGCGAAUGGAUGAUGAGCGACUCGGAUGAUACCGAGGUUCUGCUGCUCUUACCUCCGGAUCUGUUCGUUGUGCAGGCGUCCGACACCGAGGGCUGCUCCGACUGCUCGCGUCAGAAAUUCGGGGUCGUUUCCGAUCUCAUCGAUCAUGUGCAGACGCUAGAGUCCAGGAUAUGCGCCAUAGAGUCGAAGAAAAAUAAUAACAGUGCCUCGACGAACGAUACCAAAUUAUCCGCGGAUUCCGGCUUGAGUCGUAGACAAACGUUGCCAAGGGCCAAACGUACUAUCAAAUAAACGCAGACUUGAAGCAACGGAGCAGAGACAUGAGUAUUACGCAAGCAGAAGAGUUUCUUAGAAUAAGGGAGACUCCAAAUAGUUUAGCGUACGCAAAUGACAAUGGUGAUAAUUCAUCGGUCCAUUUUCAAGCUAGAAAACACUCCGAUGCCAAGAGUCAUCAAUCGCAUAAAGAACAAAAUGAUAAAAAAAGACAUAAGGAGUACCAAAAAAUAAAAUUUGCAAACAAUGGUCAUAAUCCAACCCUGGAUGCAUCAUACCAGUCAGAUUAUGAUAAAGGCAAGAAUGUUUCUGACUUUACAUUACCAAAUGAUACGUCAUUCUCAUCUUUUGAUACAGAAAGAUUCAAUGCUGAAUUUAAACCUUGGACUCCCAGCUUUAAUCAUGAGCUUAGUAAUAGCAAGUUGAGUCUUGGUGAAUUGAAAAAUAUGGACAGAAGUGAACUUAAUAAUCAGAGCAAAGCAACUGAUCAAACGUUAAAUGAAACUAUGUAUCACAAUUAUGCACCUGUAGAUACUAAGUACUCUACGGAUAAUAAUAAAGAAAGAGAUCAUAGACACAAUUUUGACAGUAAAUCAAGACCACUUUUAUCAGCAGCAGAGAAUAGUCAAGAUAAUUGUUUGACAAGUUGUAAAAGUUGUCCAGUUAUCUUCAAAGAUUCUACAAAUAUGCCUUUAACUCCUUAUGAACAAAUAUUGAAAAACUCAGAAAUUUCUAGUAAUAGACGUCACACUGCUGAACAAAAUAAUAUUUCUAAUGUUAAUGGUAAACAACAAAAUUUGAGGCAAAAUCGAUUUUAUUCAUUAUCUGAUUUUUGGAAUCAAGAUUCAAGUAAAACUAUGGAAGAACAAUUGAGAAUAAGACUUGAAGAAGAAAGACUACGUAGAGAGCACUGUGAGGAGCUUAUCCAGGACUUACAAAAAAAAUUAUUAGAAUAUCAAGAAAAAAUAGGAGUUGCUGUUCGAGUGGAUAAUGAAAAGAAUACCAUGAUAGCACAAUUUCAAUCAUCAUGGAAAAAAAUUAGACAAAAAUUGCAAGAGACUGAACUAGAACGAGAUAAUAUUCAAAAAAUGUUCAAAGGUUGUAAUGAAAAACACAAGUUGAAUGAGCAGAGUUAUCAAGAACAAAUAAAGAACCACAAAGAAGAAUUAUCAAAAGCCCUAAGUUUAGCUACUGGAUAUAAAGAAAAGAGUGAUGAUCUAACUCAAGAAUUACAAAACUGUAAAUCUCUGGUACAAGACUCUGAAAAAAAAUAUGGAGAAUUGAAAGCUGAAAAUGACAAAUUGUUAGAGAAGAAUCAACAGACUAACAAAGCGUUAAAAACCACCCAAGAGGAGCUGAAUAAAGAGCUAAUGAAAAGUGGAGAGGUGAGGGCUGAAAUGGCACAUAUACACAAAGCUUUAGAUACUUGUGAAACUGAAUUGACUAUUUUGCGUCAAGAAAAAGAAAAUUUGCAGUUAAAACUAAAUGAAGAAUUAAACAGAAAUCAAAUUCUUGAGAAAUCAAAAGCUGCUUUAAACUCUGCUUUAGAAGAUGCAAAAAGAAGCGAGAAAUGGGCCAAUGAAGAACUAAACGCACUGUCUAAACAGCAAGAUAAAUUACGUGCUGAACUUCGAGAUGUAUACCAAAAACAAGUUGAUGACGUUGUUAAAGCUAAACUUCAAGAGUUUCAAACUCAGCUGGACUCUGCUGAAACUGUUUUUCAAAAUGAAAUUGAAAUUAAACAAAAAGCCAUAGCUGAGUGUGCAGCACGAAAAAUUAAAGUUUUAAUGGACAAGCAUCGAUUAGAAGUUAAUCUAAUUGAAGAAAAACACAAAGAAGAAAAGAGACUGAUUGAAAUAAAAUUAGCUCAAGCACGUCAAAAAUCUACAAUAUUAGAAUCUCAAUUAAAUAAUUAUAGAAAGACGAAAAACCAACUGGUUGAACAAAUCCAUAUAAUGAUGCAAAAGCAAUGGCAGGAAGCUUUGACGAUUAUUUCUAGAGGAAAUGGAGAAAAUGUACCUAAAAUUCCAAAAAUUAAUGUAGAAAAGUUUUUCGAACUUUCCAGUAACAUUAAUUUAGACGCGGUACCAAAACAUUCCAGCACCCUUCAAUUGGAACCAAUGAAGCUUGAUUCUACCAAAUCUAGUCCACGAAAUUCCCAAUUGCAGGACCAGCAAAAUGAAAGUAUUAUGACUUUAACAUCACAAGAAGAACCUCAUUUAAGUAAUCAGAAAGAAAUAGAUAAUGAUUUGAAAAAAUACAUAAAAAUGAUACUGGAUUCACAUCAAGCUUAUGAAACAAACAGUAAACCAAAAUUUUUUAAUCAUUACAAUCAUAGUCCACCGUCAUCUCAAAAAGAAAACUCAAACAAACAAUCUGCAAAUCAAAAAGAAAAUAACGAAAAUGCAUUAUGGCAACCAGUUUCUGAUAUGUCUUUACACGAUACCAGUGAAUAUUUAAGUGUACCACAAAAGUUUGAUUAUAAAUCAGAACAAAUGAAACACCAAAAACCACCAUGGAAAUAAUAAUUUUCUUUACAUAGCACCAGUAAUCGUUACAUUAACGAUUUUGGUGUUGUUUCAAGUCAAUUGUAUGUAUAUUAAAGUAUUUUAAGUAAAGCCUUUACACAAUGUAUAUUUUAGAAAACUUUUUUGUGUAACUACAAUAAAGUAUUUUUUACUUAAA